Messenger RNA from Cotesia congregata, 1434 nucleotides. NCBI's taxonomy places the organism in Eukaryota, Metazoa, Arthropoda, Insecta, Hymenoptera, Braconidae. The record is from the annotation of a GenBank genome assembly.
AUGGACAGUGUAUCGCAAAUAAUUUCUCACCGUCGAAAUAGUUUCACUUUAUGGCCUCAAUGGUUAGCUGCUUUUGAAUUAUUUGUGAUGUCAUCGGUGGUAGGAUUACAAGGAGGUUGGACAUCACCAUUCUUAUCAAAACUGGAUGCAACGAUAAACCCAAAUUCAGAACUUUCAAUUACUAAAUCAGAGGCCUCGUGGAUAGCAUCGCUUACAAGUUUCGCACAAACAUUUGGUGCCAUUUUCGGUAUAAUACUUGUUUACACGAUCGGUAGUAAACAGUCAACCCUAAUAACUGGAAUUCCGAUGGCUUUGAGCUGGACAUGCUUCAUGAUCAUUAAAUCAGUACCAUUGAUCUACAUAUCACGAAUUCUUAGCGGACUUAGUUUUGGGCUUUAUCAGGGCGCAUAUGUGUUAUAUAUCGGAGAAAUUUCACAUCCUAAGAUUCGAGGUGCUCUAGUAGCUCUGUCCAUAAAUGGAUGCUUUAUAGGCUAUUUUUGUGGAAACUUGAUGGGAAAAUAUUUGGACAUGUGGCAUUUUGCUACUGUCAGUCUGGUUCCAACUUUAUUAUUUUUAGGUUCAUUUAGCAUGAUGCCUCACACUCCGUCUUUUCUUGUGCUCAACAGUAAGAUGAACGAGGCUGCAAAAUCAAUUAGAUUCUAUGAUCGUAAUGCUGAUGUUGCCAAAGAACUUGAUGCUCUUUCACAUUUCAUGCGAGCAAACCGAACGACAACACUAGUGUCUAAGUUACGGGCCAUCAAUACGCCGACAAAUCGCAAAAUAUUGUUUAAAGUAAAUGUUGUUAUUGCACUCACUAAAUUGAGCGGGAUCUACACGAUUCCUGCGUACAUGGAAAUUAUUUUAAGAAACGUUAAAAUACAAACAAUAAAUCCAACUGAUUUGGUAAUCAUAGUGGGCUUCAUAAGUACAUGUUUCAGCUUGCUCGCAACGUACACCAGCGAUAAAUUUGGCAGAACUAACAUGCUACUCUUUUCUUCAAUCAGCAUAGCCUUUUCAAUGUUUCUAUUGGGACUGAAUUAUCAGAUGUUGGAUUUAGGUAUAGAUAACAAAAAUUUUCAGUGGUUGUCAAUAAUCGCGGUUGUCAUUUUUCAACUUUUCUCUGCUAUCGGUAUCCAACCAACACUUGCUACGAUAACAAGUGAGAUGUUUGCACCCAAUGUAAAAAUCGUAGGUGCUUCACUCAUCAGUGCUCUGAGUGGGUUAUGUGCAUUUACUUCUAUGAGGAGUUACCAACCAAUGGUCGAAAACUUCACCGAAAAAUAUGUUUUUUGGAUAUAUUCAUUACUGUUUAUUGCGAUUGCAGUUUACAUUAGAUUGUUUAUCCCAGAAACGAAGGGUAAAUCUCUCAUAGAAAUACAAGAGAUGUUACUUGAUAAGAAAAAAACUGAACUGAAUGACGAAAGUGAUUCAUAA